AUGGCCGAGGCAGAUUUAAAAACCAAAAUAACACAGUUGCAAAUGGCAACCGAGAAAAGUGAUGCAAUUCUUAAUGGAAACAAGAAACGAGCGAUUGCCAGACACGGGGAGAGCUUGAAAGAAACAAUAGCUGCGGUAAAUAAAUUGCGAUUAACAGUCGAAGCAGAGAAAAUUUCCAAAGGAACAAGUGCCGAGGAGAUCGAAGAGUGGAAUAAAACCGUAGAGAAUACGAUGGAAAAAGCCGACGGUAUGGUUGAAAUUUUAGAGCAAUGGUUAGACGCACAAGAUGCGAGAAAGGAGAAAAUACAACUCGAGGUGAAAGCAGAAAGAGAGGAAAUAGAACGGGGAAAACAACUACAAUUUGAGCUAAAAUUACACGAAGCUAAGGUGAAAUUACAAUCUGAAAUUACACCGGAAGUAAGUGUGCAUACAAGCGGAAGUAAGCAAAACAUUGAAGCGAAAUUGCCAAAACUUCAUAUAACAAAAUUUAACGGUACUUAUGCAGAUUGGCCAAGAUUUUGGAACCUGUUUUCAGAAACAAUUGACAAAUCGGGCAUUUCUCCUAUAAACAAAUUCGCCUAUUUACAAGAACUGUUAUGUGAUAAAGCAAAAAGGUCAAUUGAAGCCCUACCCCAUACUGCUGAAGGAUACAACCGAGCAAUUUCCAUCCUGAAAGAUCGGUUCGGAAAGGAAAGCGAAGUCGUGAAGACCUUUGUGAAAGAAAUAUUGAAUCUACCACAUAUUGCUACAGCCAACACUAAGAAAAUAAACGAGUUCUAUGAAAAAUUGGCUUACUGUGUGCAAUCGCUAGAAACACUCAAACAAUUAAUGCUAUUAGUGGAACAGUCUCCAUGAUAUUAGAUAAGCUGCCUGCAAUAAGAGGUGAUCUUGUACGAAGUGAUUCCAUAUGGGAAAAGUGGGACUUUAUACAGAUUACUGAUGCCUUACAACUCUGGACCAGAAGAAACCCAGUAAUUGAAGAUGCGAAACCAGAUGAUCCAUCAAAGAAGCGAGAUCGACGAGACACGAUGACGAGGCAUUACUACCAGACACAACAAGGUAAAACCGAACAGUCGAGUAAGAAACGCCCUUGUGUAUACUGCGAUGGGCAUAACCAUCGAUCAUCAGAGUGUGACUCGGUUAGAAUGGCAGACCAACGCAAGGCUAUUUUGGCAAAGAAAAAGUUAUGCUUUAAUUGCACUGGUGCGGCACACAGAGCGUCAGAAUGCAGGAGCACAGGGACAUGUAAGAACUGUGGCAAACGACAUCAUACUUCAAUUUGCGAUGAGACCGGUCCACCAAAGCCAGUGUUAACUGCGCAUAUGGAGGAAGACCAGCAAGUAAUCUACCCCACUGUGUUGAUUGAAAUUGAUGGGAUCAAGACACAUGCCCUUUUAGAUACAGGAGCUAGUAGUUCAUAUGCGUCAGCAAAGUUGAUUGAAAUACUUCACAAGAAACCAAAGCAAGUAAAGACAAGAAGGGUGGACAUGAUGCUAAGUUCUACAACAACCAAAGUAGAGAUAUAUUCAGCUAAUCUUCAGUCGGUUGAUGGUAAAUUUAACAUGGAGAUCGAGUUAUCUAAAGUCCACAAACCACAACUUUUGAUGAUAAACAACCCGAAUUUCAAGGAACUUUCCGAAACAUACACCCACCUUGAGGGAGUGAAAGUCAACGAGGAUCCAGCAAACCGAGAUCAGAUUCCAAUCCACGUAGUCCUCGGUGCGAGUGAAUAUGCGGCUGUCAAAACACGGACAGCUCAGAAAGUCGGACAGCCAGGGCAACCUGUAGCAGAAAGGACCCUACUGGGAUGGACUGUUAUGUCGUCUGGGAGAGAAGACAAAGAUGGUCCAGUGCUAUUUACUCAAUCAACCUCCAACGACUACGAGCAACUCUGUGCCCUGGACGUACUCGGACUUGCAGACACUCAUGAGAAUGACCAACAAACUGUCUAUACAGAGUUUAAAGAGCAGUUAGAGAGAGCUGAUGCUGGGUGGUAUCAAACUAGCUUGCCCUGGAAGGGCAACCAUCCAACCUUGCCAGCAAAUGAAAUGGGUAGCAAGAAACGGCUGGAAAACUUAAUCCGGAAGCUGAAAAAGAAUGAACUAUAUGAAGAAUACAAUACAAUUAUUGAAGAGCAAUUACAGAAGGGCAUACUCGAAGCUGCACCUGAGAUACCAACUGGAAAUGAGUACUACAUCCCCCACAAGGCGGUGGUAAAGAAAGAAGCAGAAAGCACAAAACUUCGCAUUGUCUACGAUGCGUCCGCAAGGGAAGAUAACACCAAACCUUCGUUAAAUGACUGCCUGCACCCCGGACCAUCCCUACAAAAUCAACUUUGGGACAUUCUAGUCAAAUCACGAUUUAAUCCUGUUCUACUCACUGAUGACCUCAAGAAGGCGUUCCUACAAAUAAGAAUCAAGCAGGAAGAGAGGGACUCUUUGCGCUUCCAUUGGAAGGAACCAGACUGUGAUGGGAUUAAAGUCUACCGGUUCACAAGAGCAUUAUUUGGACUCGCCAUUCCUCCUUGCUGGAGUUCUGAACCAACAUCUCGAUACCUGGAAGGAUCGGUAUCCUGAACUUGUGAAAGAAUUACGAGAAGGGCUCUAUGUCGAUGACUUAAUGACCGGUGGUGUUACAGUGAAAGAAAUGGGAGAAAAGAAGGUCAUGGCAACGGAAUUGUUCGAGGAUGCAACAUUCUCCAUCCACAAAUGGCACUCCAACGCAAAGGAGCUUGAAGGAGAUAGUGGAACAUCAGUUGAGUCUGAGGAAGUGAGCUAUGCCAAACAACAGCUUGGAGGGGAAGAAGUUGGUGGAAAAUUACUGGGAUUACCGUGGAACAGAGAAAGAGACACAUUUAGCAUAAGCCUUGAUGUGAACACUUGCACAACGAAGAGAGAGGUUAUAUCUGAGAUUGCUAAAGUGUAUGAUCCUUUGGGUCUUGUAUCACCAACUAUGCUUGUUGCUAAGUUACUCUAUCGGGACAUUUGUGACUCUAAGAUAUCGUGGGAUGCACAGUUACCAGAACCACUCUUGAAACGAUGGAAGAGUUGGAGAAGCUCGUUGACUGAAGAAUUGACAGUGCCCAGACCUCUUACACCUCAUCGCGUUCCUGUCACUGGUAUCGAACUGCACAGCUUUGGAGAUGCAAGUUCCCAGGGAGUUUGUGCAGCGGUAUACGCCGUCGUCCAUCAAGCUGAUGAAGUAACACAAGGACUUGUCUGUGCCAAAUCUCGAAUUGCCAAACGUAACCAAACCAUCCCGCGUUUAGAAUUAAUAGCUGGUCACAUGGCGGUUAACCUUGUAUCAAACGUAGAAACAGUACUUAGCAAUUACCACGUGGAGACCUUCUGCUGGCUUGACUCGACCGUGGCCCUUUACUGGAUAAAGGGUAAAGGAGAUUAUCGUCAGUUCGUGGCGAACCGUGUGCGGAAAAUUCAGGAGCAUAGUCAAGUAAGCUGGCAUCACGUACCAACAGCACAGAAUCCUGCAGACGUGGGAAGUCGAGGCGGAGUUGUGGCAACUAAUCAACUGUGGAGAGAAGGCCCUACAUGGCUGAGAAAUCGUUCUGAAUGGCCUACAGACGUAACCUUAGAGGCAACCGCUGAAACAAGAGCCGAAGCCAAAGUGAAACAAGAAAUCUUAGCAGUAGCAUCGGUUGAGAAAGAUGAGUUCGACCAGUUGCUCGACAAAUUCAGCUUGGUUAAAGUCCUACGUAUUGGAGCCUGGAUACAGCGCUUCCUUGAUAACUGCAGAACGAAGCCCAAGGAGAGAAAGAGCGGUCCGAUCGAUACGGAAGAAAUUGAACGAGUGAAAUUGUGGUGGAUAAAGCGUGCUCAGCUCCAAGCACAACAAGACGUACGAUUUGAAGCUGAUCAACUACACUUAAACCUUCAACCCAAUAACCGAGGGAUCUUAGAGUGUCGCGGUCGAAUAGUCGGGGAAUAUCCAAUUUACCUACCUGACCAUCAUCCAUUCACCACGUCUUUAGUCCACCACGCACACAUUUCAACCCUCCACGGCGGCGUUGGAAUGACAAUGGCGAAAGUACGAGAACAUCAUUGGGUUCCGCGAUUGCGCCAGCUGGUCAAGAAGAUAAGAUCGAAGUGCCAUGGUUGCAAACGAUUCCAGGCGAAAGCGUUCCAAACACCACCACCGGGAAAACUCCCAAGUACGAGAACACAAGGAACUGCACCUUUUCAAGUGUUAGGCGUAGAUUUUGCAGGACCAAUUAAGUACCAAGUCAAGGGCAAGAAAGAGAAGAAAGCUUAUCUAGCACUAUUUGCAUGUAGCUUAACCAGAGCCGUGCAUCUGGAGUUGGUAAGAUCAUUAGAGACGGAGGAUUUCAUAAUGUGUUUUAAGAAAUUUAUUGCGUGAAGAGGGAGACCGGAACUAGUUUAUUCAGACAAUGGAACGACAUUCAAGGCAGCGGCAAAGUGGUUACAGAAGGUGAGAAAGGAUGAGCAGUUUAAUAACUAUCUCGCGAAGCUGGAGAUCAAAUGGCAAUUCAAUCUGAGCCGCGCUCCCUGGUGGGGGGGGGGGGCAGUUUGAGCGGCUAAUCGGUUUGUUUAAGAAAGCAUUCUACAAGUCAAUUGGGAAUGGUGCGCUCAAAUGGUCGGAGCUAGAAGAAGUAGUUUUGGACAUAGAGGUAGCGUUGAACAAUCGUCCACUCACAUACAUGGAAGAUGACGUCCAACAACCAGUCCUCACACCGAAUUCGUUGCUCCAAGUUAAUCCUUGCCACCUGCCAGAGAUGGAGACGUAUCAAAUUGAAUGCAAGGACCUGAAGAAACGGGCAAAGGUUCUGAAGAGGUGCAAACUGUCGAUGUGGAAGAGAUGGAGUCGGGAAUAUGUGAGAAGCCUCCGUGAACAACAUCGGAAUUUGGGACGACAGAAUGACCAGUCGUAUCCAAAGGUUGGUGACAUAGUUGUUGUGCGAGAUGAGGAUCAACCACGGAACCGUUGGAGAAUAGCUGUUGUAACCCGAAUGAUACAUGUUGAAGACUGUGUGUUGAAGACCGGAAAAGGUACAUUAGAACGUGCUGUUCAACAGUUAUUUCCCCUCGAACUUUCCUGUGAUCGUGAACCGUGUCAUCCUCUUAACCCAAACGCCCCAGAAUACCGCCCGAGAACCACGAGAGCAGCUGCUACGGAAGCAAGGGAGAGAAUUCGACAAAUUGCGAGUGAGGAAGAUUAG
Messenger RNA from Paramuricea clavata, 5194 nucleotides. Lineage: Eukaryota; Metazoa; Cnidaria; Anthozoa; Malacalcyonacea; Plexauridae. The record is from the annotation of a GenBank genome assembly.